This is a messenger RNA of Cricetulus griseus (Chinese hamster), 7563 nucleotides long. The record is from RefSeq and is a predicted model, not a curated record. Lineage: Eukaryota; Metazoa; Chordata; Mammalia; Rodentia; Cricetidae.
GCCCCUCACAGCCUCCUGAACACGGGUGUCUAGUCCACAGGACCUGACUUCGUAGACAGUUGGCUCUGCGUCCACAAGCGACCUCUCCUUCGCAGAGAAAGUUGUGGAAACUUGCGGAAAGACAGCUUAAUUCAAGGGGUCCAGAUUUUACAGCUGGACAGUUCAGAAAUGAUGAAAAUACAGCAUCAGUUUUUCAAGAUCACUACCUUGAUUCAACAUGGAGAAGGGAGAAUGGCUAUCUUCCUUGGACUCUGGAUAGCACCAUCAGUGAUGAGAACAGAGCUGUCAUUGAGAAAAUGCUGUUGGAAGAAGAGUAUCCUUCAUCGAUUGUGAGAAGAGUAAAGGUUUCAGGGUUAAAAAUAGACCAAUGCAGCCAGGUGUUGGUGGUGCACGCCUUUAAUCCCAGCACUUGGGAGGCAGAGGCAGGUAGAUCACUGUGAGUUCGAGACUAGCCUAGUCUACAGAGUGAGUGCCAGGAUAGGCUCCAAAGCUACACAGAGAAACCUUGUCUUGAAAAACCAAAAAAAAAAAAGAAAAAAAGAAAAGAAAAAAGAUCAAUGCAAACAUUAUGGAAGAGGCCACUGUAAUUACUAGAUGACGUUUGGUUACAGGUAUUGAUUGUAUAAUUUUAUGUCAACUAUCUAUGCACAAAGUAGCAUCUUUUACUGUUGUUACGUCAAAUGAGAGGAUAUCAGUAAUUUCAGAAAAUUCAAUAAAUCAAAAAUUUCUAAUUUUCUGGCUUUUAAUGAUUACUAACAAAUAGUGGCUUAUUUUUAACUUUUCCAUAUGCAUUUUAUGGAUCUCUGUUCACUGUUAUUAUUUAUGUAUGUGUUUUUGUUUGCAUGUAUGUCUGUGAACCUCUUAUGUUCCUGGUGCCUGUGAAGACCGUAAGGUGGUUAGAUCUUCGGGACCUAGAGUUACAGACCAUUGAGAGCUGCCAUGUGGUUACUGGAAUCAAACUCGGGUCUUCUGGAAUAGCCAUUAGUGCUCUUUAAUCACUGAACCAGCUCUCUCUGCCCAUUAUUUAAUUCAGAAUUUCUGCUAUUUUAUUCCCAACUGAUUCUGUUAAUUUAAGAAUAUUUUCUGUGUCUUGAGUUGACAUUGGUUAACCCCUUACUCUGUAACUCCAAAUAUUGCCUAGAUUGUUUUUUUUUAAUGAAAGGCACAUGUAAUCUCCAAUUUCCUUGUAGCCUCAUUUAAAAUAAAAUAAAUGAGUUUUUAUGGUUUUUUUACACAUUAUUUAAAAUAUCAGCUUAUAUGAAAUUUUUUUUUCUUUGUGUGUGUGUACCCACACACAUGCUGGACAUGUUUGUAUGUGCAUGUAUGUCCAGAGCCCAGAGGUUGACUUCAGGUGUUUUCUUUAUUCGCUCUCCAAGUUAUUUUUUGAGCGAGGAUUCUUAUGAACCCUGAAGCUCACGGACUUGACUGGCGAGCUAAUCCAAAGCUCUUGGGAUCCACCUGUGUCUGCCUCCCAAUGCUGGGAUUAUGUGUUCACAAAACUAUGUGGAUCCUAGUGUAGUGAUAACAUUAUUUAUGAUUUAUUAAAGCUUGACUGGGGAUUCAGACAAGCAAAGUCAGCCACAAGCUAUAGAAGCCAGGCAUACACCUUUAAUCCCAGCAGCCAGAAGCUAGGAGGUAGUGGUACACACCUUUGAUCCUUAGACUCAGGAUGAACAGAUACACAGAUCUAUACAAGAGUGAAUCAAUCUAAAAGAGAAUUAUAGCUCACACCUUUAACCCCAAUAUUGGGGAAGUAUAUAAGACAGAAGGUAUGUCUCAGAGAUUCAUUCAUUCUCCAGCCACACUGAGGAGAGGCAUCAGUUUGAGACCUGGUGAAGAGCUAGUCCGUGGAUCAGCCCUUUCAGCCUGAGCCGGAGGUGAGAGCAGCAGCCGGCUGCUUUGCUUCUCUGGUCUUCAGGUUGAAGUUUGAACCCCAGUAUCAGUCUCUGGGUCAUUUUAUUGAUUUGUUUUUACGUCCUGGGAUCCUCAUUUAGAUUCUUAGGAUUAUUGAACCAUGUUCCCAGCCUCAAAUGAAAACAUCAUUAAUGUCUCAUACUAAGUCUUUGGAAUCUACAGUACAUUUUAUUUUAGCACUGCAUCUCAGUUAAUUCUAGUUGUGUUCUAAAUGCUUGAUCCACACAUGUGAUUAGUGGCCACCAUACUGAACUGUGCAAUUCUAGGUUAUUGAAAACUCAGGUAGCCAUUUAUUCAUUUCCAGAUGUAGAAACAGGUAGCAUUUAGACUCUAAAUAUAUUUUAGAGGGUAAGCAGAACCUUUAUUAUGUUUAUAUAUUGUCUGUAGUACAUAGCCUAACAUAUGACAUGUAGUUUAUUUGUUAAAUAAAAGACUAGUUCACACUUAAGGAAUAGUUUCGUAGCUGGCUAGUUGCAGCAAUGCCGAGAGGGUGUUUCUUGACAAAUUUGAUGUUAUUUGUAAUAGCGUGUAGAAGAAUCCUGAACUCUUAAAAAAUACGGAAACACUGGUUCCCAAAUUACUAUUUUAGAAAAGAAAAAGAUUGAAGUUCUUUCUCUUAGCCAUUUGUGGUAGAGAAGAGAAGGUAAACCAGCAUUGCUGCGCUUCAGGAAUUGUGUUGUGUGUUUCAGUGUGUGAUCAUUCCUACAGGCAACAUGUAAAGACAGCAUGGACUUACAGCCCUGGGCAAGCUUCAAGGGUAUUAUUUGUCUAAUAAAUCACUUCCAGGAAAAUUCUGGGUCAAUCAAAAGGAAGAUGAUAAAAAAUACACCAACAGCCUGCAGAAAACAGCAAAAAUCAUGGUACAUUCUCCUACAAAACCAGCCAGUUAUUCAGUAAAGUGGACGAUAGAAGAAAAAGAACUGUUUGAACAAGGACUGGCUAAAUUUGGCCGAAGAUGGACCAAAAUCGCAACACUAGUUGAAAGUCGCACAGUUUUGCAAGUGAAGAGUUAUGCCAGACAAUACUUUAAAAAUAAGGUAAAGUGGGGUGUGCAGAAAGAAACACCAACUCAGAAGAGCAGCAGUGAUCUUCAGGUUAAAAAUAAAGAUGAAAGGACAAAGGUUUGGGCAGCAUCAUGUUUAAGGGGGCGUGCUGAUCCUAACUUGAAUGCUGUAAAAAUUGAAAAGUUAUCUGAUGAUGAAGACGUAGACAUCACAGACGAACUGGAUGAGUUGACUUCUCAAUCGCCACAAAAGAAUUCUGGCAGCCAUCUUACUUUAGACAUUCCCAAUAGUAAAACUUGUAAAGCCAACCAAGGAGAAUUCAUAUGCUCAAAAGGCAUGUUAGCUAAAUCUUCUGGGGAGUAUCUUCAGAAUGUGGAGCAGAGUGAAGCAGAAGCAUGCUCAAGCUCAGAAAUUACAUUGGGGGCUAUACAACAGAGCAAUAAUGGCAAAAACUCAGUUGAAUUUAGUGAGAAGUCCAGCAAACUAGUUGAAGAGUCUGAUGUGCAAGUUGGAAAAGAAAUAACAGAUGAAGCGAAGCACUCACCUUCUCCAGAGUCCUAUGAGAGUCAGCAGGAUUCAAGUGGAAGCGAAAUGCUUUUGCCUCCUUUUCAGAUGGAGGAGGAAAACCAUGAGGCAGAAGAGCUUAAGCCACCAGAGCAAGAAGUGGAAAUAGAUAGAAAUAUCAUUCAAGAAGAAGAAAAGCAAGCAAUUCCUGAAUUUUUUGAGGGGCGUCAAACUAAAACACCAGAACGCUAUUUGAAAAUUAGAAAUUACAUUUUGGAUCAGUGGGAAAUAUGCAAACCGAAAUACUUAAAUAAGACCUCAGUACGUCCUGGCCUGAAGAACUGUGGGGAUGUUAAUUGUAUUGGACGGAUUCAUACAUACCUCGAGUUGAUAGGAGCAAUCAAUUUUGGAUGUGAGCAGGCAAUAUAUAACAGGCCACAGCCAGUUGAUAAAGUACGAGUGAGUGACAGAAAAGAUGCAGAAGCAGCAGCAUACCAGCUUGCCUGCCGCCUACAGUCUAUGCGUACAAGGAGACGUAGAGUCCGAGAUCCAUGGGGAAACUGGUGUGAUGCAAAAGACUUAGAAGGGCAAACAUUUGAGCAUCUGUCUGCAGAGGAAUUGGCAAAAAGAAGAGAAGAGGAAAAGUGCAAACCUACUAAAUCUUCAAAAGUUUCAAAAUUAACAAAAAGCUCACUUGAUCCCUUCCAACUGAUACCUUGUAAUUUUUUCAAUGAAGAAAAGCAGGAGCCGUUUCAGGUGAAAGUGGCUUCAGAAGCACUUUUAAUAAUGGAUUUGCAUGCUCACGUGUCUAUGGCGGAGGUGAUUGGGCUAUUAGGAGGAAGAUUCUCAGAGUCUGAGAAGACAGUUGAAGUCUGUGCAGCAGAACCGUGUAACAGUCUGAGUACAGGACUGCAAUGUGAGAUGGAUCCUGUAUCACAAACACAGGCCUCAGAAACCUUGGCUCUUAGAGGCUACAGUGUUAUUGGGUGGUACCAUUCUCAUCCUGCAUUUGAUCCUAAUCCGUCUUUACGAGACAUUGACACACAAGCCAAAUACCAGACUUACUUCUCUAGAGGAGGAGCAAAGUUCAUUGGAAUGAUUGUUAGUCCAUAUAAUCGAAGUAAUCCUUUACCAUAUUCCCAGAUUACCUGCUUGGUUAUAAGUGAAGAAGUUAGCCCAGAUGGUACCUACCGUUUACCUUACAAAUUUGAAGUACAACAGAUGUUAGAAGAACCUCAGUGGGAAUUGGUGUUUGAAAAGACAAGAUGGAUAAUUGAAAAAUACAGGUUUUCUCAUAGCAGUGUCCCCAUGGAUAGAAUCUUUCGCCGGGAUUCUGACCUAACUUGUUUGCAGAAACUUUUGGAGUGUCUAAGGAAAACACUAAGCAAAGUAGCCAAUUGCUUCAUCGCUGAGGAAUUCUUGACUCAGAUAGAAAAUUUGUUCCUUUCCAAUUACAAAAGCAAGGAAGAAAAUGGGCUGGCUGAAGAAAACAGUACAAAGGAGUUGUUCAUGUAACUAUUUAAAAUGUCUACAUGCUUCGGCAGCUGCAGAUGGCCCCAGUGCUGACCUUGCCAACCUUGGCCUCUUGACCAUAGUUAGGGUGGAGCCAAGGCCUUUAAAGAAGCACAGAUGAGUGUGGAACGAAGGGGGCAGGCUCCUAAAGAACAGUUUACAGAAGUGGAGGACCGAAGACUCCUGAGACCCUUCAGCCCAACUUCUGUCUUUUUGGAGGACAUAACUGUAAAAUAAUGAUCUUAAAUUUGUUUCCUGUUCUGACCUGGGUAAAUUAAAUUAAUAAUAGUACUCCUUUAUUAGAUUUAGUCUUCUUCAAAAAUAAUACUCAAGAAAACAAAAUCAGUGAAACAAGACCAGCAAGGUAAAACUCCUUGGCCAUCAUUUACCCUCGAACCAUUCUUCUCCAGUCCUUGUUAGUGGCCUGAAGCUCCAUUUCUAGAGUUGGUUUGACCCUGUGCUCACAGUUCAUGAGGUUUUUAGGCCCCAAGCACUUUGGCCAACUUGGACCCCUUCCAAACAAAAUUUAAAUGUUCAUUUAAUAAUUGUGUUUGUAUAAAAUGACAGCAUUCAUAUUUUGGAUUAAAAUAUUCCUUUAAUCUAAAACUUGGAUUAUUUUUACUAAUAAAAUUAAGUCAAAUGCUUGUUAAAUGCCCUGGAAGUCUGAGACACUGUGCCCAGUGGAUGGUUUGCCCUGUCUCUAUUCAGAAAGUGUUGGAAAAAUGCAGUUGGUAUUCUCUGUCCCCUUCCCACCAUCUCUAGGAUAUUUACUGUCACUCUGUCCUGUAUCACUGCAGUUCCCAUGGUCACAGGCCUGUACAUCUGAACUUCAUUCUUUCCCACCCUAGCCAGAAGUCAGGGUAUUGCUUAGCACCAUUCAUUUUUGGGAGAGAGACAGAGACUGGGGUUGGGGAGGGAGGAGGUUGGGUGACAGCAGUUAGAAGUCAAUAGACAGAUUUUUUUUUCAGGUUCCUACUUUUACAGCUUGUGCCAUACCUCCCUUUUAUCUCAAGCCCUUUUAUUCUUCCGUCCUCACAGCUCAUAGGUUUAUACCUAAAGUGAAAGUGAUAAACAGACCCAUUUAGAUUUCCCCGCCGUGGUUUGGUACUGGCCCAGGCUUCUCCACAGAAUAUUCCUCCUCCUGGGCUGAGGGGUAGGUGAGGUCUGUGACAUGCAGGACUGCCAGCACAUUUGGCCUCUUCAGUUCUCAGGACAAAGAAAAUGGCAGCCUCAGCAUGCCAGCCCAAGCUAUCCUGCUUUUUAGAUUGUCUUUUCUGGGUUUGAGUGCAAUGGGGAAGCUGAUAGAACCAGAAUGUCCAAGAGAGUUGUUUUGUUCUGUGCCAGCAGAAGCCACCUAGUUGACCUCCUGCUUUUACCACAGACUUGUAAGUCAUCAGUAGACAUCCAUGUGGGUUUCUUACCAGUAGUAGAGCUAGUCACCCAAAAUACUUCAUCUGGUGUCACACAGUGUGACAUGAAGGAAGAGUACCUUUACAGAAGCACAAAGAACAGCACACAUUUUGAUAAACAUGUACUCAAUCAGUAUUAACAAAUUUAACAAAGACAUUUGAUCUGCCUCUCCACUUUCCUAUUCUUUAAUAAUGCUUUUAUGACUUCAUAUAGUUAGAAUAAUGUGCUGUACUUAGAUUAUUUCCUGACCUUUUCUGAGAAGGUUUUAUAUGUGCUUUUGUUUCUUGUAAUUUUGCUUUCUGGUAUUUCUUCUAAGCUACCUCAUUUCCUUAUUGCCCCCACUAAAUCACAAGAAAAUAAAAGCAUCCUAGAGGAACUUUAAGGGUUUUAAAUGAAACUAAACUUUAAAGGUGAAAUUAACUCACAGCACCUGGGAGGCUUUUAUUUUCCCCCUUUGGUGUUCCUAUUGUAUACUUACGAGUCCCAGGGAAAAUGCCUGGUUUGUUUUCUCUGAGGAUUCCUAGUAGCUUUCUAGAAAUUCAUUGAAUGUUCUCACAGUUCAAAUUCCUAUUUCAUAUAUUAUCAUAAAAUUGAGCCCUGUGUGGUGGCGCACACCUUUAAUCCCAGAACUCCGAAGCUGAGUCUCAGAGUUUGAGGCCAGCAUGGUCUAUAGAGUGAGUUCUAGGAACAGGACUACAUAGUAAGCCCCUAUCUUUAAAACAAAACGAAGAGAAAAAUGUCUGCUUAUGAAUUUUAAAAUUGUAGUUAGAUUUUAGCAUGAUUUGUGUGGAUAAGUCAUUUGCCUUUAAAAGUCUAGAUUAGAGUUGACUUGCACAGUUAUGUGAUAUAUAAGAUAUUGUAUGGCAGUUUAUGAACUUGUUGCUGAUUUCCUACAAUACUAGCCAUUUUUUUGUGAAUUUUUUCACUAGUUUGUAUUUUCAGUGUUCUAUACCAAUAUAAUGAUAUAAAACUAUUUUGUACAUUUAGAUGUUAUGCUACAUUGUAUAUAUUUACAUUAAGGCUAUUGUAAAUAUCAAUGUUUGUAGAAUUAUGAAAGGUUUUCCUCAAAAUAUAAAUUCAUCUUUCCAUACUUGUAACAUAUUAAAAAUACCCAAUUUUAAGCUUUGAAAGCAUAUGAAAGCAAAGGAGAAACAUGCUGUCUAGUCAAUGUAAGUACAAAAUUAAAAAUAAAACAGGUGGUUUUUGGUGUCUUAGUAAA